AUGCUCCUGGUGCAGCCUGGGGCAGCAUCUCCGAGGAGCCUGAGCAAUGCUUCACUUCCCAGCCCAAACCCCACGGACAGGCUGUGGCACAGGAGGUGCCAGCACGACUCUGGGGGUGCAGGUUUUGAGCCAGGUGGGCAGCAGGGGAAGGAAUUUGGUGUGGAAUUUCACUUUCCCUCCGGGAAUUUACAGGAAGAAGGAGGUUCCAAGCAGUUGCACUCGUUGGGGAGUUGGAUUUUUUGUUGUUGUUGUUGCACAAAACAGCUGCUGGAGCAGCAGUUCCUGGUCAGGUUGUUACUGGGAGGGUUCCUCGGGAGGGACCUUUGGGAGGGAUCUUCAGGAGGGACCCUCGGGAGGGAUCUUCAGGAAGGACCCUCGGGAGGGUUCCUCGGGAAGGAUCUUCAGGAGGGUUCCUUGGGAGGAACCCUCAGGAAGGAUCUUCAGGAGGGACCUUCGGAGGGUUCCUUGGGAGGGAUCCUCGGGAGGGACCUUUGGGAGGGAUCCUUGAGAGGGAUCUUCGGAGGAUUCCUCAGGAGGGAUCCUCGGGAGGGAUCCUCAGGAGGAAUCUUCAGGAGGAACCCUCGGGAGGGACCUUUGGGAGGGAUCCUCAGGAGGUUUCCUCGGGAGGGACUUUCAGGAGUGUUCCUCAGGAGGGAUCUUCAGGAGGGUUCCUUGGGAAGGAUCUUCAGGAGGGUUCCUCGGGAGGGACCUUUGGGAGGGAUCUUCAGGAGGGAUCCUCAGGAGGAACCCUCGGGAGGGACCUUUGGGAAGGAUCCUCGGGAGGGUUCCUCGGGAGGCAGCAAAGACCAUCGGGGCGGGAGGGUGGAUCGGGAGCGGCUUUGGGGCCUCUCCUCGGGGGAAGCUCCGUGCGAUGAAUGGUUCGUGAGUCCCACGGGAGUGUGGAGAGCGGGGCCGGGUUUCCCACAGCGGGGAUGUGGGAGGCGGCGGGGCCGUGGCAGCGUGGCCUCGGUGGUUAAUUAUCACAGGUAAUUGCGGGGGGGCACAGGGGACAGCAGCGGCCUCGCUCGGUGUUCCGUGCUUACGUUUGCUGCACGCGCAGAGCAGAGAGAGCUUACAGUAAUAUAUUUGAAGUAAUAUAUAUUUUAUAUCUGAACAGAGCGGGCAAAGGAGGGUUCUGAGGUGGUCACAGGGUACCGGGGCAGUUCCUCGGCCAGGCCAGCGGGGUUACUGCAGCACAACCGAAAAGGCUCCGUUCCUGCCGUUAAUGCAAUAAAAACGGGAAUUCUCACAAAAAGCAAUCCAAUACUGUUUCCCAGAGGCUUUUCCUGUGUGGACAACAGGCCUGUAAACAUAGUUCCAAAAAUCCUAAACCUUUGUCUUUUGCCUUUUUAAAAGGGACUUCGAUUGGGCUUGAGGGUCUGUACAGCAAAAUCGAGGUGACACCAUUUGAAAAUGUAUUUUUACACAAAUAAUAUAGAAAAAAAAUCAUAUUUUACAUAAGAAUUUUAAGUAUUUGAAAUACGUGUAUAUAUAUACUGUAUGUACUUCGUAUAUGCUUUAUUUUACAUUUUCAAUGUAUUAAAAAGUAUUUGAGCUGGUUGGAU
Messenger RNA from Passer montanus (Eurasian tree sparrow), 1565 nucleotides. RefSeq lists its product as uncharacterized. Lineage: Eukaryota; Metazoa; Chordata; Aves; Passeriformes; Passeridae. The coding region runs from base 1 to 990 and encodes 329 amino acids. The transcript is spliced from 3 exons. The record is from RefSeq and is a predicted model, not a curated record.